Symbiodinium pilosum is the source of this 675-nucleotide messenger RNA. The record is from the annotation of a GenBank genome assembly. NCBI's taxonomy places the organism in Eukaryota, Dinophyceae, Suessiales, Symbiodiniaceae.
AUGUCCAUGCUACUACGAGAUUCCAUGUGGCUAGGUUCUUUUGGUGACCACUUCAAGAGAACUCAGCUGGGGUCAGUGCUGCUUCUUGCGCUCUGGCCAACCUUAUGUGUGGGACUUGAUGUCUGGGACUACCGUGAUGAGCUGGUGCGGUCAAACGCAAACCUCGCAGAGAUCAAUGCAGACCUGGAGGAGAUGCAGGAGCACAACAUGAUCAUUCAGAGGGCGCUGCUGCAAGAGACUUCGGGCCGCCCGAUACACGCAAUAGCCCAUGGAGUGGCGCUACACGCAAAAGCCGAGAAGAGCGCUGAAGACAAGCUGCUGAAGGCGAUGAAGCUACUGGACAAAGAUUCCGAGGUCUCCAUGGACGGUCGAGGCACUCGGCAGUUGUCCGCAAAUUCCACCGCAAGUGGAAAGGCUUCAGAGCAGUCUGGCGUCACCUGCCAUGAUGGUCGGCCUUGCAGCGCCUUUGACAGGUUCAUUGAAACCUGCCUCCGACACAGAGGCUUUGUCAUUUCUGGCCUUGCGGCUCUCCUCAUGCUGCCGCUCUGCGGCAUGUUCAUCCAGCACCGCCGAUCCAAAGAUCGAGAUGAUUCCUUGCGUGGGGCAGAUGAUUUAGAUGAGGUCUGGUUUCGGAAGCCAGAGCCAGCAGCUUCACCUGGGGGAAUGUCACCCUGA